UUUUAUAAAGUAUUCAGUUAUGAACAGGAAUAAAAGUUUUGUCACAAAUAAAUAAGUAAAAACUAAUUUUAAAAAUAAAUUUACCUGUGUGGUUAUUAUAGCACACAGGCAAUAAAAAUCCCACCUCUGUCAUUAUGUAAAUAUUGUUAAAUUCGGAACUAAACAAUAAUGGGUGAUUUUGAAAUAAACGAGGCUUUGGCCUCGUUAGAGAUGUUGAUGUCGGAGUUCUUUGCUCCAACCACAAAUAAUUUCAGAAAAAGAGAAAUCGAAAAUAUGCUUGAAAACUUUUCCAAUGCAAGAGAUUCAUGGAAACAUUGUUUGUUAUUUCUUCAAAAAUCUCAAAAUCAGUAUGUUUUGAUGUUUAUUUUGACAACAUUGGAAAAAAUAAUAAAUAGGCAAUGGAUUAGAUUGUCAGAUGAUGAAAAAACAGAAGUUAGAUUAACUUUAAUGAAUGAGCUUAUGAACAAACAUGAAGUGAUGUACUUUAUAAGAAAUAAAUUAGCGGCUCUUCUUGUCUCUAUAGCCCGCUACGACUGGCCUCACUUGUAUCCGGAUUUCUUCACAAAUAUUGUUGAGUUAUUAAAAUGUGAUGGUCGUCAAUGCAUAGUUGGCUUGGUGUUAGCUCAAGCAGCAAGUGAAGAGUUGGGUGCAGCUCGUGAUACUGGAGUGUUGUUGCCCUCUGCACGAAAGAGUCAACUAGAAAGACUCAUGCUGAAGGGCAUGCCUCAAAUGCUAUCAGCAUUAAGUGCUAUACUGGAAAAGAAUGCUCAAAAAGAAGGUCAGUCGAAUCCCCCACCAUCACCUACUAGUGGCUUACCACAAACAUCGGCACUACCUGAUUUAUUAGCAAAUGCUCACGAUGUACAUUCAGUAGAUAAAGCAAUGAAUAUGGAAAUAGUUGUGAAAUGUCUAACUACACUACAGCAUUUAUUUUCAUGGUUGCCACUGUCUUCUCACGUACCUCCUUCACUUGUUACUACGGUGUUCUAUUGGGGCAGUAUAGCAACACAAUCACAGAGCACGGAGGCGGCGCUGGCGGGGCUGGGCGGCGUGUGCGAGCUGCUGUACCGGCGGUACGCGCCGCCGUCGUCGGCCGCCACGGCCCUGCGCCUGCAGCACUGCGCGCUGCGCCUGCUGCGACACCUGCACCACGCGCACCACAUGAUGCGCGCGCACCCCGAUUAUCUGAACAAGUUAGCCGAGUUCCUAAAAUUAUUUGUGUCCCUGCAUUUUAAGAGGCUGGAGGCCGAGCCUGAGUUUGAUGCUAUAGAAUUUUUAUCAUAUUUAUUCCAAUACACAUUCCAGGUUCCGACAUGCGCAACAUUUGUAAGCUGCUUAGAUAUAUGGAUACAAUUUAUAGACGUAUUAAAACCAGAAGACACUCCAAAAUAUUGGGAGGCACUUCAAGCUUUAGUGAUUGGUAUCUUAAAUAAAAUACAAUUCCAGCACAAUAAAGCACAGCUACAGCACCUCGACAAUGACGUGUGUGAUGAUGAUGGAGAAACCGAAUGGCAGACAUUCCUUAAACAUUGUAUAGAAUGCAUCGCCCGAGUAGCGGAUCUGGCACCACUGGAAGUGUUCACAGCUGUGAUGGAGCGCUGGCAGUGCCUGGCGGACGUGCACGCGCGCGCGGCGGGGCGGGGCGGCGCGGGCGGGGAGGCCGAGCGCCUCCUGGCCGCGCUGCUCGACCUCGCCACGCUCACGCGUCUUCUGGGUCGUCUGGCGCCCGCUCUGCUCGCCGAGCCCGAGAGCGGCGCGGCGGGCGGCGGGGCGGGCGGCGCGACGCGCGCGCAGUCCGCGGGCGCGGCGCUGGUGGAGCGCUGCGCGAGCGCGCUGGCGGGCGCGGCUCUAACGCGGCCGCACCGCGCUCACCCCUCGCCGGCGCUCGCGCGUGCUCACGUCAUACUGCACGCGGAGAUGUUUGCGUGCAUGGGCGCGUGGUGCUGCUACGCGGGCGAGGUGCGCGCGGCGCCGCCCACCAUGCAGGGGCUGCUGGCCAGCGCGCUGCCCUUCCUCGUGCCGCACGACGCGCCGGAGCCACCUCUGCUGUGUCACGCGGCGGCUCAUCUGCUGCUCAGUCUGUCGAAAAACGUCAAGUUCGCAAACGAUCCGAUGGUCAUGCUGAGCGAUUUAUACAAUCACGCGCAACGAUCUCUGCACUACUUGGAGCCGAAGACCGCCGGCGUGGUGCGAGAGGCGCUUGUGUCGCUGGCGUUGGCGCGCGGCGCGACCGGUAGCGCAGCCGGCACGGUGGGUGGCCAGGACGCAGCGCGCGCGUUGCUGGCCUCCUGGUCGGCAGCGCUGCCGGUGGCCGGGCCCGCCGCCGCCCUGCCACCGCUAACUGCACUACUCCACGCAUUCGCCUCGGCGCCGACUGCAGCUAAAAAAAUAAUAGCAGAGGGCGUGUCUUCGGCGGCGGAGAGCUCACUGAGGAUGCUGUGCGAGCCGGCCUACGCCACUGCGGAGACCGAAAUCACAGAUUUCUUUCUGGCGCUCUUUACGGCGCUGCUGCCGCAACUCGGGGCGUUCGCGUACACCGCCAUCGAUGUGUUUCUCGAGGUGGCGCAGAGGGACUCCGGUGACAGCUCGGGCAGUCUGGAGCGCCUGGUGGAGUGCGUCCGGCUGGGCGUGGAGGCGGGCGGCGGCGGCGUGCGCGUGCGCGCGGUGCUGCAGCUGCUGCACUCGCACGUGCUGCCGCGCGCCGACGCCGCGCCCGCGCUGGCCCGCGCCGCGCACCGCCUGCUCGCCAGCGUGCUCACCCACCGCUGGCGCUACUUCUUCCCGCACUCGUGCGAGGGCGAGGAGGGCGCGCGGCGCGCGGCCGAGCUGCGCGGCGCGCUGGCGGCGGUGGGGCGCGCGCUGCUCGCGCACGACAUCGAGCUGCUGCGCGGCGCGCUCGCCACCAUCGACACGCUCAACGCCAAGUGGAAACUCUAUCACAAGGCAAUAUUCCGCAGCGAGUUCAUGUGCGAGUUCCUGUCGGUGCUGCUGUCGGGUUUGGCGGAGGGCGGCGCUCGAGCGCUGCUGCGCGACGAGGCGCUGGGAGCCGUGCACGCGAUGGCGGCCGUGGAUUUUGCCGUCUUCCGCCACGCCUUUCUGCCGCAUUUCUUGCAGUCGCUGCCCGGCCUCGACCCGCAGCGACUCGAGGAGUUCCCGCCCGAUACGGAUCUUCCGACGUUCACUCAAAACAUCCUGCGAUUGAUGAAUGACGUUAACUGCUAUCGAGCAUAUCAGUCUCUUACGUGUAAUGAAAUGGGUCUAUAGUGAAGGUCAAUACGUCUCACUGAAUAUUGGUGCUCUGAUACAGACAGACAUGGGCAAAAUGUAAUCAUCAAUCACGAUUACAGUAUAACGAAAAUGAACAAAAAGUAAAGUGACUUUGUCAAAUGCCUAAGAACAUCCCUGUGCGAUCCAUGCAGAAUGAACUUAAUUUGUAAUCGUGAUUGAUUGUUACACAUUGUAAUAGUGAUCGUUAAUGAUUAAUUUGAUUACAUUUUGCCCAAGUUUGGAUACAGGCCAUUGGUACUUUAGAAACCGCUAUUAUACAAAAAAUCUCAAUACCCAUUUCAUAAUUGCAGCCUCGUAAUGACUUUUAUAUAUUUUUUUAAAGCAAUUGAUACUUUUGCGUACAUUACAUUAGGUGCAUUUACAGCUUCGUUUAACUGUUGUAAAAGGUUAUGAAUAUUAGUUAGAUUUAGUUUAUAAAUCUAAUAGAAGACGAAUUUAUUAUUUCAGACAAAUUUAUGUUAUUUUUAAUUAACUAGUCAUAGAAGACGAAUAAUAGACACUGCUUAAUUUUAGUAGUAUAUAUUAAUUUUAUUUCUAAAUAUUUUUCGUAAUUUUUGACAGUAAAAUGACAGUUCUUGAAAGGUCAAUGAAGCGCUCGAUCUUCUAACAGAAUGUUCAUUUUAACUAAUUUUUUUAAAGCUAACCAUAACAUUUUACGUUUUCAAAAUUUGUGACUAAAAUAGUUAUAGUCAUGGCUUAUUAUUAAAUUAAAAUGUUUUUUCAUUUUCUUUUAAUAAAGCAAGUUAUAAUGAUCAUACUCCAUUGAUACACUUAUCAUAUUUAUAGAAUAAAAUGUUUGUUUGUUUAGAUUAAGGAAAAUCCAAUUAUGAGGUUAUAUUAACAGUUGAAUGGUCAUUCUGGUAGUAUGAUUUUUAAUGAUAUAUUUUAAAAGCAAUAUUUAAAAAACUUACGAUGAUUAAAUAACAGGUAUAAAAUUGUAUGUAAUUUGAAUAAUUACGAUGAGUGUGCUUUUGUAGAAGGGCUCAUUAUAAUUAAUUAAUAUUUGUAAACAAGUGUGAAGUGUUUUGAUACUAUUUUUAAGAAGUUAUGUUUUAAAUGACUUAAUUGUACCCGUGGAAAAUCGGGCUAGUCGCUAGUUUAAUAUUUUUUAGAUAUUUCAAAAGUUAGAACUUUCACUGCCAAGCUCAUUUACUAAAACUGGUUCUGAAUACGUGUAAUACGAAUGCACAUUUUCGAGUCAAUUAUCGACGCAAUUAUCGAUUAACUAUGGGGGGUUCGAAACCGGAUUCACGUCCCAGCGUCCCAUGUUAUUAAGAAAUGUAUUUAUGACGUAACUAUAUUGUCUUUUGUUUAACUGAUUAAUUCGCAAUGCUGAACUGGCUGAAUAUUUAAUAAAUUCACGAUUGUAAAAUUGUAAAAAAAAUCUACAAAAUUUUUGAUAGAGGUCCGGCGAAAAGAGCAAAUAAUAGGGCUGACAGAAGUGCAAAUAAUUUUUGUUAGUAGAAUACAAGUCAAUAUUUUAUUUUUAUUUAUUGUUUUUGUGUAUGUACUACCCAAUUAUUCUGUUUUGCGCACGAAAUAAAUUAAUAAAAAUAAAUUAAAAUUAUAGUUUGUUUGCUUGUUAUAAUCGCAUUUAUAACUACGAUAUAUUAAAUACGUUUCUGUUCGGAUUAGGUGUAUCCUAGAAUCGGCAUCGGCAGUGAAAUUAUUAGAGAACACGGGACCAAGUUUAUUUAAUAACCUUUAGCCCUGCUUUGGUGUUUCUAUAAGAAUUAAGAGUCCCAGACAUGUGAAUAAGGCGAAUUGAACGAAUUUGUUAUUAUAUUGAAGCCUGUAAUGUAACAUUUGAUAUAUGUUUUAUAUAUUCAUAUUAUAAAGGGUGCAGUAACCGUUUAUUAUUAUUUGUUAGUUUUAUGAGUUCACUAUUUACUGUACAAAAGUUAAAUGUAAAUGGUCCAAGCAAUAAAGAUAAGGUUCC
Molecule: messenger RNA, 5227 nt
Organism: Nymphalis io (European peacock)
Lineage: Eukaryota; Metazoa; Arthropoda; Insecta; Lepidoptera; Nymphalidae
Gene: ebo
Product: exportin-6-A
Exons: 20
Coding region: 169-3264 (1031 amino acids)
Biological process (GO): protein export from nucleus
Molecular function (GO): small GTPase binding; nuclear export signal receptor activity
Source: RefSeq, a predicted model, not a curated record